Misgurnus anguillicaudatus (oriental weatherfish) is the source of this 3767-nucleotide messenger RNA. The record is from RefSeq and is a predicted model, not a curated record. NCBI's taxonomy places the organism in Eukaryota, Metazoa, Chordata, Actinopteri, Cypriniformes, Cobitidae.
GAGUUGACUUAAGGCGUAGUAAUGUUUAUUUGAUAGGCUAAACCUUUGUUCAAAUUUCAGUAGCGGAAGAAGGCUUUUGAGGCAACCUUGUAAGAUGCUUACCUGCACGACAUUUUUGUUCAUUCAAUUCGCUUUUGUGGCAUCACACUAUGCGGAUUUCCCGAAUACACACUUAGCUGAUGGAAAACGAUGUCUGCUACCAGUAAUGCUGUCUAGAUAGGCAGGUCACUAUAGGGUUUGAGAGAGGCUAGUCGGAGGAGAGUCACGACUCCAAUGAGUCCAGCCGAAGACACGAGGACACUGAAUUCAUCUUUACUGUAGGUCACAUAGGUCAUCGUCUGAACUUGCUGUGAUCUUCCGUGUGCACCUGUCACCUCCCCAUUGCAUUGCUCCUCAAAACACAACUCCUGCCAGUGGCGCGGCAAGCACCUCACCUUUGCUCUCUUCUCAUCCUUCCGUCCCUUCUUUGUUCUGCCGCUCCGUACCGGGGACGCCUUUUUGCCAUCUGGUCUUAAGAAAAGGAGCUAUGAUCAUGCCAGAUAUCAUCGUCUCCAUCUCUUACUUCACCUGAGGAUAAUCAUCUUCAUCCCUCCCUACUCGCCGUAAGCGCUCUGACCAAUGAGAUGGGAGACUGGGUGUGUCUGAGCCCAGCCGAGUUCACGCAGCUGCAGCAGUACAGUGAGUAUUCAUCCAAGAAGCUUAAAGACGUGCUGGAGGAGUUUCAUGGAAAUGGUGUCCUCUCCAAGUACAACCCUGAGCAGAAGCAAGAUGUUCUUAACCAACCCAUCGACUACGAGGGCUUCCAGCUUUUUAUGACUACCUAUCUGGAGAAUGACAUCCCUGAGGAACUGUGCAAACACCUCUUCACCUCAUUCAAGAGCAAGACAGGAGGAGGAAACUCCCCGGACCCUUCUCGAUCUGGAGCGGGCAUGCUGGGUAUAAAUGGGAAGAGCGUUUUGAGUGCCAUGGGACGACACACUCCAGAACACUCGACAGGGAUCACUCCAAGCUCAGGGGCCACCACAUCUCCCUGCUCAUCCCGCACCUCCUCUCAGCGUUCGGGCACAGGAGGCCACACUCCCAGAGGCCCCAACAGGUCGCCCGGCACGCAGCCCAAACACCCAGCAGGCAGCAGUAGUAGUAACGCUUUGGCACUCUCCAAGAACACCAACUCCCCCCGCCUCUCCCCAGAGCGAAGUCAGUCGGAAAAGUGCACGUCUCUCCGGAGGAGUCCAUCUCCACAGAAGGGCUCUCCACUGCCCUCGCCUCAAGUGGUCUUCCUAAAAGACAUUGUGUGUUACCUAUCCCUGCUGGAAAGGGGGACGCCAGAAGACAAACUCGAGUUUAUGUUUCGGCUGUACGACACAGAUGGAAACGGUCUGUUGGACAGUUCGGAACUGGACCGCAUAAUAAAUCAGAUGGUCCAUGUAGCCGAAUAUCUUGAAUGGGAUUCUACAGAACUACAGCCGAUUCUUAAGGAGAUGAUGGAGGAGAUCGACUAUGAUCAUGAUGGGACGGUCACACUGGAGGAGUGGAUCAGAGGGGGAAUGACAACCAUACCCCUGUUAGUACUGCUGGGAAUGGAGACGAAUGUCCAGGAAGACGGGCAGCACGUUUGGAGACUGAAGCAUUUUAACAAGCCAGCCUACUGUAAUUACUGUCACACUAUGUUGUUAGGAGUGAGAAAACAGGGCCUUUGCUGCGCACUAUGCAAGUACACAGUCCAUGAGCGCUGUGUGUCCAAAGACAUCGCUGCUUGCAUUAGCACCUACGCCAAGUCCCGCAGACACACCAACGCUAUGCAGCACGUUUGGAUGGAGGGAAACUCUCCAACAAAAUGUGACAAAUGUCACCGCAGUAUUAAGUGCUAUCAAGGUCUAACAGGCCUUCACUGUGUUUGGUGUCAAAUCACUCUUCAUAACAAGUGUGCGUCCAAUGUGAAGCCGGAGUGUGACGGUGGGCCGUUGAAAGAUCACACACUCCUGCCUUCAUACAUCUGUCCUGUUGUUCUGGACCGACAUUCUGCUGUAAAAAAAAGUGAAGGAGAGUCAUCGCCCAAUACCAGCCCUGAAGAUACCAAUCAGUGUUUCAAGUUUACCGGCGAUGGUCAAGCAUUGCAGAUCACCCCUCUGCCAGGAACACACCCUCUCCUUGUGCUGGUCAACCCCAGGAGUGGCGGUCGGCAGGGCGAGAGGGUGUUGCGAAAGUUCCAGUACCUGCUCAACCCCAGACAGGUGUACAGUCUGGAUUGUGGAGGACCCACAACAGGGCUCAACUUUUUUCGGGAUGUGCCUGAUUUCCGCGUGCUGGCGUGUGGUGGUGAUGGAACAGUGGGCUGGAUUUUGGACUGUAUAGACAAGGCCAAUUUUGCUCGGCAUCCACCUGUUGCAAUCCUGCCGCUGGGUACUGGGAACGACCUUGCUCGCUGUCUGCGCUGGGGCGGAGGCUAUGAAGGAGGAAAUCUGGUGAAGUUCCUCAGGGAUAUUGAGCACAGCACCGAGGUGAUGCUCGACCGCUGGAACAUCGACAUCGUUCCCGACGAUAAGGAGGAGAAGGGUGACCCUGUGCCCUACAGCAUAGUCAACAACUAUUUCUCCAUCGGAGUGGACGCAUCCAUCGCGCAUCGCUUUCACUUGAUGAGAGAGAAACAUCCUGAGAAGUUUAACAGCAGGAUGAAAAACAAGUUGUGGUACUUCGAAUUUGGGACUACAGAAACUAUCUCAGCCACUUGUAAAAAGCUAAACGAAGGCAUUGAAGUGGAGUGUGAUGGCAUCAUUUUGGACCUCAGCAGCACGUCCCUGGAGGGCAUUGCCGUGCUUAACAUUCCCAGCAUGCACGGGGGCUCCAACCUGUGGGGCGAAACCAAGAAAAGACGGAAUUACAAUCGAAUGAGUAAAAAAGUACCUGAAAGAAUGACUGGCAGCACAGUGACGGAUGCGAAGGAGCUCAAGUUUUGCGUGCAAGAUUUGAGUGACCAGCUGCUGGAGGUUGUAGGUUUGGAGGGAGCCAUCGAGAUGGGUCAGAUCUACACAGGUCUCAAGAGUGCAGGUCGGCGCCUUGCACAGUGUUCAAAUGUCACCAUCAGGACGUCCCGACUGCUGCCCAUGCAGAUUGACGGAGAGCCGUGGAUGCAGCCUCCGUGCACGAUACGGAUCACACAUAAGAACCAGGUGCCCAUGCUGCUGGGGGCACCGCAGAAAACGCCCUUCUUCUUUUUCAAGAAGCGUAACAGAAGUCGCGACUAGACGUGAGACUGCAAACAUCAGCCACCCUUCUACAAUUAUACAAACACACGCAAACAUCUCCUCUCCUCAGCCUCUUCUUCGUGUUUGGGUGUUGGCGACCCAAAGAAUAAAGGCUGAGUGCAGACACUGAAACACUUUAAAACAUUGACAAUAAGAAAACACACUGUAAUGGGCCUUUUAUGGGCAAUGGACUCCAUCUACCAACGUAGCCUGAACCAUUUGAACAGAGUGUAAUGACCACUUCCUGUGUCGUACCAUACAGAGAAAGUUAUACCGCAGUCUUGCAAGCUGUGACCUGUAAGCUAUGACUCGAUUCCAGCAAAAUUCCUCCCUACCAGUAGGCCACUGCCUUGGGAUCACACCACACUGUGUGCUUUCCCUUUUCUUGGGAAGGCUCAUCAGAAGAUACUGCCGGUUUUCAAGAGAAAUAAAGUGAGAGAGGAUAAAGAGAAUAGAAAUGUAGGGGACUAAGAAAGAAAUACCAAUAAAUGUGGUCUUGAUCUACCACAAAGCACCACUAAA